GAUAGACAACGUGGUUGCGACGUGGGAGAAGCAGGUUCCUGGAUCGUGAUGGAUUAGGGAAAGUCCUAUUUGCCCAAUGUUAUUAUGUUGAUGGUUAGGACAAUCAGUUCGUCAACAUGCCCAAAUUUGGUAAUCGACCUGCCGAACAAGAUCCAAUGCUGCAGUUUAGAGAAAUUUACGAAGAUUGACUCACUAAUUCCAUCCACUCUAACAAGGUCAACGAAACUGGAAGUGCAGCAGAAACGUGAAGGGGAAACGGUCAAUUCUCCUAUAUUGAUGACGAACCUGUUGGAGACAACCUGCUCCGCUUCUGCUCUCUUGACGGUUUCGCGAUGGGUCAGUCGAUCCGAAGAUUCCAUGCAUCGAAGAUUGUCUUGUUCGCAGUGCUAGCAGCGUCGUUUAUAGGCAACGCAGGAUGCCGCCCCAACCACCGCCGGAAGGGCGGCGACGGCUGGAGGUUGGUGGAGGAAGUGAUCGACUACACGAGUUCGGGGGCGGGCGGGUGCCGUGCCCAUGUCGCAAGCCUGACGGACUUCGGUGGGGUCGGAGACGGCGUGACGUCUAACACGGCCGCGUUCGCGGCGGCUGUAUCCAGCCUCAGCCAGGUUGCCUGCCAAGGCGGUGCGAUGCUGGUGGUGCCGGCUGGGCGGUGGCUGACAGGGCCUUUUAAUCUCACCAGUCACUUCACCCUCUUCCUCCACCGCGACGCCAUCAUCCUCGCCACCCAGGAUAUCUGCGCAUGGCCGAUCAUCGAUCCCUUGCCGUCCUAUGGAAGAGGGAGAGACUUACCUGGUGGCAGAUACAGCAAUCUCAUCACCGGAUAUAACUUAACUGAUGUGGUAAUCACAGGGGACAAUGGGACUAUCAAUGGACAGGGUCAAACCUGGUGGGACAAGUUCCAAAGCAAAGAACUCAAUUUUACUCGUGGAUACCUCAUCGAGAUCAUGUACUCCAGUCAAAUCCUGAUAUCCAACGUCACGUUGAUCGACUCUCCCUCAUGGAAUCUCCAUCCAGUUUAUAGCAGUGAUGUUGUUGUGUCCGCCGUCACAAUUCUUGCACCGGUCUACUCACCAAAUACAGAUGGAAUAAAUCCAGACUCCUGUUCCAAUGUCCGCAUCGAAGACUGCUACAUCGUCUCCGGCGACGAUUGCAUCGCCAUCAAGAGCGGCUGGGACGAGUACGGCAUCAAAUUCAACAUGCCAAGCCAACACAUUCUGAUCCGAAGGCUCACCUGCAUCUCCCCGACCAGCGCCGUCAUCGCCCUCGGCAGCGAGAUGUCCGGCGGCAUCCAUGACGUGCGAGCUGAGGACAUCACGGCCAUCGACUCCGAAUCCGGCGUCCGCAUCAAGACGGCCGUCGGAAGAGGCGGCUACGUGAGGGACAUAUUCGUGAGGAGGAUGAACCUGCACACCAUGAAGUGGGUCUUCUGGAUGACCGGCAGAUACAGGCAGCACCCGGACGAAGGGUACGACCCUGGCGCCGUUCCCGUGGUGGAGGGUAUCAGCUAUAGCGACGUGGUGGCGGAGAACGUGACGAUGGCGGCCAAGUUGCAGGGCAUUCCGGGCGCACCCUUCACUGGGAUAUGCAUCUCGAACGUGACGGUGGAGGUGAUUAGGUCGAAAAAUCCGAUAUGGGACUGCACCGACGUGGAGGGUGUGUCCGCUAGCGUGAGUCCACCACCUUGCGCUCAGCUUCAGUUGAAGCGAGGUGAGCCGGAGUCGUGCCCGUUUCCGGAGGAUGCUUUAGCUGUUGAUUCUGUUGCACUGGAGCAGUGCUCUUAUCGGAGAAUCAAUCCGUGAGGUGGAUUAAUUGUCAUAUGAACAUUGAUUCCGUCUUGCAAUCAUAAGGGCACCUAUAACGAGAUGUUAAAGAGAUAUUAUAAUAUUUAUUUAGUAUCCUUAUUUUUUUUAA
Molecule: messenger RNA, 1911 nt
Organism: Zingiber officinale
Lineage: Eukaryota; Viridiplantae; Streptophyta; Magnoliopsida; Zingiberales; Zingiberaceae
Product: probable polygalacturonase
Exons: 6
Coding region: 333-1799 (488 amino acids)
Biological process (GO): carbohydrate metabolic process
Molecular function (GO): polygalacturonase activity
Source: RefSeq, a predicted model, not a curated record